This is a messenger RNA of Rana temporaria (common frog), 2219 nucleotides long. It is a transcript of the gene HGFAC, whose product is annotated as HGF activator. Gene Ontology annotation, molecular function: serine-type endopeptidase activity; calcium ion binding. The coding region runs from base 163 to 1971 and encodes 602 amino acids. Lineage: Eukaryota; Metazoa; Chordata; Amphibia; Anura; Ranidae. The transcript has 14 exons. The record is from RefSeq and is a predicted model, not a curated record. Gene Ontology annotation, cellular component: extracellular region; rough endoplasmic reticulum. Gene Ontology annotation, biological process: zymogen activation; blood coagulation.
UUUCAACAGAAUCCUGAAGUGUUGAGGGAGGCUGAUGGCAGCACAGGAAGUCACAGCUGCUUGUAAAACAUUAGACUGACCAUUUGACCACCACCAGGGUCUUAUUGACACAAGCUGAGCCCUUCAGCAAACAUCGUCACGCGUGGGAGCUGAGGACGCAGCAUGGCCACCGGACGCCUCUUUGCAUUUUCCUUUCUUUUGUUCUUCAACUUUUGCCAGAUCUCUGGAAUACUGCGGAGACCAGCGAGCUCUAACAUCAGGCACGAUGGAGGCAUCGUUGUUUCUCAAAGAAUGUUUAGUGUCGCGCACAGAAGAAUAGUCUAUACAGAAGACAACAAAUUGUGCAAGUUUCCUUUUCGGCUGGGAGGACGUCUGCAUUUUUCCUGCAUUUCAGGUCUUUUCUUGAAGAGAGAUUGGUGUGCUACAACACGUAACUAUGACAGAGACAAGGAGUGGGGGUUUUGUGUCACCAACAGCAGUUUGGAACUAGUUUUUGAGGAUCAUUGUGCCAAGAAUCCUUGCCAAAAUGGUGGCACCUGUACCAACAUGCCACUCCUGAACACUUUCUUCUGUGUAUGCCCAGAGGGAUUCUCCGGACAUGACUGCGAAGAUGUCAAGUGCUUUGAUGAAGCACACUACCAGUAUUAUGAUACUGGAGACACCUGGGCCAGAAUUCACCAUGGAAGAGUGGAGCGAUGUACCUGUCAGAACAGCCAGAUAGAGUGUCACACUGGGGAGAGAUAUACAGCCUGCCUAAGCAACCCAUGCCAGAAUGGAGCAGCUUGUCGUUUGAUGAUUGCAACCGGGAGAUCUGUGUGUGGAUGCAGAGGAGGAUUUGUUGGCAAAUACUGCAAUAUUGAUGCCAGGAAGAAUUGCUAUGAUUAUGAGAACGCCACUGAAUAUAGAGGAACUAUGAAGAAAAGCCUUUCGGGCUUCAGCUGCCUCCGGUGGGAUUCGGACUUGCUUCAUCACGAGAUCCACAUUGGCACGGUGGGUGAUUAUAUCCGCAAAGGUUUAGGAUCCCAUCCAUACUGCAGAAGUCCUGAUGGAGAUGCAACCCCUUGGUGUUAUGUGAUGAAAGAUAACCAUUUGUCCUGGGAGCGCUGCCCUGUCCCUUUAUGUACUAAUAAGGCUCGGAGAAUUGUCAUGGAAGAUGAAUUUGCAGUCACCACAUUUGCCAAACCAAAGUGCGGGAAAAGACAUGAGAAGCGGGUCGUGCUGCGAGGCCGAAUUCUGGGUGGACUUUCAUCGCUUCCAGGAUCUCACCCCUGGCUGGCCGCUGUAUACAUUGGGCAAAAUUUCUGCUCUGGCACCCUUGUAAUGCCUUGCUGGGUGGUGUCAGCCGCUCACUGCUUCGCAGACAGCCCUCGGAAGUCAAGCGUGAGAGUGGUCCUAGGACAACACUUCUACAAUGUCACCACAGACGUCACACAGACAUUUGAAAUAGACCGAUAUGUAUUUUAUGACAAGUACUCUGUGUUCAAGCCCAAAGAACAUGACAUUGUGUUAAUCCGGCUGAAAAGAAAAGAUGGUGCUUGUGCAAAGAAGACUCAGUUUGUGCAGACAAUCUGCCUGCCGGAUGGCAUCACCUUUGAAGAUGGUCAUGAGUGUCAAGUGUCUGGAUGGGGGCGGACAAAAGAAGAUGCCACAGAGUAUUCCAAUUUUCUGCAGGAAAUCAAGGUGCCGAUAGUCUCUGAUAAUAAAUGCAGCAGCCCUGAAGUCUAUGGAUCUGAACUGAGUAAUAACAUGAUCUGUGCUGGAUAUUUUGAUUGUAGCAAAGAUGCCUGUCAGGGUGAUUCUGGAGGGCCCCUGGCGUGUGAGAAGGAUGAUAUCGCAUACCUGUACGGUAUUGUCAGUUGGGGAGACGGAUGUGGCCAAGAGAACAAACCCGGGGUCUACACUAAAGUAUCUAAUUACGUGCAAUGGAUCAACAGCAAGAUCAUGCCCAAAAAAACUGAUAAAAAGAGAUAACUGCAGGAUGUGAUCUUUUCAGACAAAUUUUUUUUAUUUUUUUAAGAAAUCAAUUUAAAGUUAAUAGAAUAUAAAAGAAAACAAUUUUAAUUAAAUAGUAAGUUGUUGACUGUGGACAUAGUAGUGCGGUUACUUUUUUAGUUUUCAUUUCAGAUGGAUCUCUGAUUUAGACUUUGUUCUGUGAACUGCUAUUAAUCAAUAGACAAUUGUUAUGUAACAUGGAAGAUGCUAAAAUGUAAUAAAAAAAA